UUCUGCUGGAGAGCACAUGGUAUAAAAGAGAUGUGUUAGGCAACUUAAGCCAUCAGUUCAGGUUGGAUCUUCAGCUCAGGAACACUUGUGCCAAAUUUAAGAAUGGCAUUCCAAUUUGUUAGCUUUUUUGCCAUUCUGGCAGUAGCAGCCGCCGGAGUUAUUCCGAUCGAGCAAACGUAUCAGCCGGCAGCUUAUGCUACCCAUCUGUCUCAGCCAACACUUAUCAAAACGGUGGCUCAACCAGCUACGAUCGUUAAAACCAUAGCUCAGCCCACUUAUGUCAAAGCCCUUGCGCAGCCAACGAUUGUCAAGCAUAUUGAUGAAGAUCACGAUGCCCAGUACGACUUCUCCUACGGCGUACAUGAUGAUCACACCGGAGAUAUUAAGCAGCAACACGAGACGCGCCAUGGAGACCAAGUGCAUGGUCAAUACAGCUUGAUCGACUCCGAUGGCCACAAGCGCACAGUCGAGUAUACCGCCGAUGAUCACAAUGGUUUCAACGCCGUUGUUCACCGCGAGCCGACAGACAUCAAGAUUCCCCAGCCAGCAGUCCACAAGAUCAUCGCCCAGCCAGCGAUCACUAAAGUAAUUGCCCAACCAACCAAAAUCGUUGCCGCGCAGCCGGCUCCUGCUGUGAUCAAAACAGUUGGUCUGUCGCAUUACUGAAAAGGAAAUGGAUUAAACGUCAACGCUGAAUAAGACUUCCAUCGAUUGAGUGCACUUUAGUUUUCCCAUUCUAUUUUCCACCCUCUGUCGUAUUCUUUUUUUAAAAAACCUAGGAUUAACAGUACAAAUACACUCAUACAUUUUUAAGAAACACCAACUUAUUUUCAGAUAUGUAUUCAUACCAUACGCUAAGCAGCGAAAUGUUUAGUACUUACCGAAAGAAACAUGAGCAUAUGGUUGUAAAAGUGGUAUAUUACCUGCAACCUUGAACCCAUUUGACAAUAUCUGAC
Messenger RNA from Anopheles darlingi, 956 nucleotides. Its product is annotated as cuticle protein 7-like. The transcript has 2 exons. Bases 103 to 666 code for a protein of 187 amino acids. Lineage: Eukaryota; Metazoa; Arthropoda; Insecta; Diptera; Culicidae. Gene Ontology annotation, cellular component: extracellular matrix. The record is from RefSeq and is a predicted model, not a curated record.